AGAAAAAAUGAGAAACCGUGUAAGAAAAACCAAUAUUGGACAGUUCUCCGACGAACAAAUGGAGAGAGCUGUUAAACUUAUUCUCGAAAAUAAAAUUAGCUUAAGAAGAGCAGCAGACGAAUGUAAUGUUAGUUUUGUUACAUUAUUUAGGUAUGUAAAAAAGCAAAAAGCUGCUAACGAUGAAGGAUCUAAUAUGAAAAUUCGUUUUACUCCUAAGUAUAAUUCCCGUUUAAUAUUCACUGCCGAACAAGAAAAACUUUUAUCAGAGUAUUUAUUGAUCUGUUCCAAAAUGUGCUACGGAAAAUCAACACGUGAUACACGUGACCUGGCAUAUGAAAUGGCUAUGAUAAAUGAGAUAAAUGUACCUCCAAGUUAGGUUUUUUAAAAAGAAAUACAACAUUGUCCAAAAGACAACCUGAGAAGUGUUCUCUUUCUCGCUGCACAUCAUUUAAUCGGCAUACCGUUAAUACUUUCUACGAUAAUCUUGAAGUAGCCUUACAACGUUCAACAAGUUUUGCAGAUGGUUCAAGGAUAUGGAAUUUAGAUGAAACUGCCACCUCUACAGUAGUAAAUAAAUCUGUCAAAGUAAUCGCAGAAAAGGGAUCUAGGGGGGUAUCCACUAUAGCGGCUGGAGAAAAAGGUACACUAUUGACAACUUGCUGUUAUAUAAGUGCAUCUGGGAAUACAAUACCGCCGGCUCUCGUUUUUCCCCGUGUAAAAUUCAAAGACCAUAUGUUAAUAAACGGCCCACCAGGAUCUUUAGGAUUGGCGACUAAAAGUGGGUGGAUGACUGCGGAUAUUUUCCCUCAAGUCAUUAAGCAUUUUAUUAAACAUACAUUGUCUUCAAAAGAAAACCCAACGUUACUAAUAAUGGAUAACCAUCACAGCCAUAUAUGCAUUGAAGUCAUAAAUCUAGCUAAAGAAAAUGGUGUAACAAUAGUCACACUUCCACCCCAUUGCAGUGGAAAGUUACAACCACUGGAUGUUUCAUGUUAUGCUCCAUUCAAAACAUACUAUGCUGCUGCCGUAGAUUCCUGGCAAAAACAAAAUCCAGGAAAGGUUUUCUCAAUAUAUAACAUUGCUGGUUGUGUAAAUGAAGCACAUCAAAAAACUAUGAUACCAACAACAAUUGUCAAUGGAUUUAGGAAAACUGGAAUUUUUCCUUAUAACCGCGAUUUAUUUACUGAAGCCGACUAUAUGUCUAGUUUUGUAACUGACAGACCAAAUCCUGAACAUUCAACCGAAAUUGAUCUUAUCGAUCCCCCACCACUCGCUGGUCCAUCAUAACAAUCAAAUGAAGAGCCUUCACUGCAUAAAUCCCAACAUGUUUUGCAAAACACAAGUGAAAUGAAAACAAUUGAUAAUAAAACUUUUAGAAGUCCUGCGGAAUUCAAAGGGUAUCCAAAAGCUGGCCCUAGAAAGGCGAUUGGGAGGAAAAGGAAAUCUGGAAGAAGCAUGAUCGCAACGGAUACUCCUGAAAAAAAUCUAAUUGAGAACGCAGCAUCUGAAGCUGCUGCCAAAAAUUCUAAAAUCAGCAUUCCUAAAAGAAAAGAAGCAACAAAAAAAAUAUUUAUCCAAGAGUCCAGUGAUGAAGACGAUCCACUUGAUGAUUGGUCAGCUACUUCCUCAAGUGGAGGGUCAUUUGACCCUGAUGAUAUAGAACAGGAAAAUGCUGUAGAAUUAUCUUUUACUCCAGUAGAGUUUCUAAGAGUAAAUGAAUUUGUAUUGGUUGAAUUUACAGAUAAUAAAAAGUUUUAUUAUGUUGGCCGAGUGACUAAAGAAAAAAAUGACGAAGAUGAAGUAGAAAUUUCAUUUUUAAGAAAAAGUGCCAAAGUGGCUCGAGCUUUUUCCUAUCCCCUAGUUGAAGACAUUGCAUUCGUUAAUAUUAAGGAUGUUAAAUUAAUAUUACCUAAUCCAGAAAAGAAACAAGGAACCAAAAGAACACAAAGUUAUCUAAUUUUUGAAAUGUCAUUCUCAAAUUUAGAUGUACGUUAAUAUAUAGGUGGAUAUAGCUUUAUUUGUAAUCAUAUUAUUUCUUAAUAAAAAUUUGUGUUUUAAAGCUCAUUUUACUUUAUUAUUAGAAAAUUCCUAAUGUUUCACUGUGCCCAUUGCUUUGUUUCAUACUACCC
Molecule: messenger RNA, 2129 nt
Organism: Diabrotica virgifera virgifera (western corn rootworm)
Lineage: Eukaryota; Metazoa; Arthropoda; Insecta; Coleoptera; Chrysomelidae
Exons: 2
Coding region: 1348-1995 (215 amino acids)
Molecular function (GO): DNA binding
Source: RefSeq, a predicted model, not a curated record